Messenger RNA from Hermetia illucens (black soldier fly), 852 nucleotides. RefSeq names its product pupal cuticle protein Edg-84A-like. Lineage: Eukaryota; Metazoa; Arthropoda; Insecta; Diptera; Stratiomyidae. The record is from RefSeq and is a predicted model, not a curated record. The coding region runs from base 66 to 728 and encodes 220 amino acids. Gene Ontology annotation, cellular component: extracellular matrix. The transcript has 2 exons.
CGUGGAUUUCCAUUACCGUAACAUACUUUGUAGAGUCCUUGAAUAUCCAGUGUAAUAUUGAAAUCAUGUUCUUUAAGUUGGUGGUAGUUGCAUUGCUGGCCGUGGUCGCUUACGGCACUCCUCAAGGACGGCAUUACGAUAUAGCGUCCGAUCCUUACCAUAUCUACAAUGGAUUCCAAUCAUCCUAUCAACCGGAAGAUAAUCGAAAUCAUAACUCGGAAUAUCAAUUUGGAUACGAGGUGAAUGAUCAGAGUACAGGUGAUGUGAAAACUCAUCAAGAAUCGAAGAAAAAUGGAGUUGUUACUGGGCGCUAUGAGCUCGUUGAUCCUGACGGUUACAAAAGAAUUGUUGAAUAUACUGCUGAUGCGGUUCAUGGUUUCAAUGCGGUGGUACGGAGAAUUCCGCUAUCAGAUUAUCGUGCGCCAACUUUUGCCCAAAACAUUCCAGUUUACUCCACAGUUGCACCGAUAAUUCAUGCACCAGCGAUUCAAGCCCCGGCGUAUCAACCAUUUACAGCUGGUCAUAUAGCUACAACUGCAGCUCCCUUAAUUGCAACUACAGCUGCACCCGCCUAUGUUCAUGCGUCUACUCACGUGCCUCAAAGUGCCGUCUAUGUGGCAACACAUUCGGCGCCAUCUGUAGAUUUGCAAGCACCCGUGUACAACCCAACAGGACAUGCAUUUUUAGCCCCCACUGGAUUUUCUUAUGAUAAACAGUACUUUCAGUAAAUCAACAGUUUCGUGAUCAGUAUUCUGUGAAUAUUCUUAAUUGCUAUAGUACCUAAGCUUCGCUUACCACUAUUUCAUAUAUUUUAUAUUUCAUCUAAUAAAACAAGAAGCACUUUUUUGUAAA